Molecule: messenger RNA, 2779 nt
Organism: Phytophthora nicotianae INRA-310
Lineage: Eukaryota; Oomycota; Peronosporomycetes; Peronosporales; Peronosporaceae
Exons: 1
Coding region: 32-2320 (762 amino acids)
Source: RefSeq, a predicted model, not a curated record
CGUUUCGCAAGUCAAAGUGCAAGCGGAAAAGAUGCCGCCACGGUCGAGCUUCGCGACCGAGUUCCUGCUGCGGGAAUUGCUCUCAGCUUUAGGAGCACCCCUCAUCGUUGAACCUGCACCCUCCGACAGCUUCUCUGAGAGUCUCAGCGAAGAUACAGAGCCUCAGUCCGCUGCAAACGGCGUCCAGUCUCGUGUCAUGCUUGUGCGGCGCACCAACAGUUCACAGCAGACUGCAACGCUCGUGGACCGAGAGUACGACGUCGAGGCCUUCAUCCCGAGCCAUGUGAGCGCUGCGCUACAGAAAGAGCGCGGCUGUCAGACGCUCGGAAGACUGCGCGGCAGCGUCGUGCGCGUCACCAAAUACCACUUCGCCACUAUGGCGCGCUGCCUGUCCGCAGACAAGCAGAACCGCCAGACGUCGGUGUCAGCGCCCAAUGUGGGAAACGAGAACGCUCGAGUUUACCUGUGGAUAGACGCACUAGCUAUCGUAGAGGACAAUGAACUGGCCGUCCAGCCACACCCAGAGGUGUACAGUCAUCCGCUAGUGGAGGAGCGACUACAGACAUUGAGUGACACUGAGCUGGAGAAGCAGCUGAUGAUCAACCAAGGACUCCCGCCACUUACAACCGCUGCAAGUGACAGAUUCGAUGACGACCGACCGCUGUUGGAGGAGGAUUGUGUCAUCCCGGAGGACCAGGAGCAGGAACUUGAAGAGCAGGAUGAAUGGGGACCACCACCAACCACUUCGAAACAGCAACCAACAGACUCACAACUGAUUGAAGAGAACGGAUCAGUGCCAAUGCCAGAGUCGCAGGUUGCUCGUAGUCCAGUGUCGCAAGUUGUUCGUGGUCCAGUGUCGCAGGACUCGACGGCGUCGUCGGGGAAUCUAUCAAUGACGUUGUCGGGGAAUCCUUCGGUCUCGUUGAGUGGAGAGUCCGCACUAGACAGCCAAAGACUACUGUUUCAGCAAGAAAAUAUUCAAGAGACGUAUGUGGUUGAUAGUGACGUGGACGGCAACGAUACAGAGGACGAUGAAGAGCAUGAAGAGACAAAGAACUCGACGCCUAGCAGAACACAUUCAUCUGCGGACUUUAACCCAACACCAGCACAGAAUUCUUCUGCGAUUGUUGAUCUUACGGAAGAUUCUCCUGAAAAGCCCACUCCGCAGCCAGCAAAGAAGCAAGCACCAGCAAAGCGAUGGGGUGGAUUAUUUGCAUCGUUUUUUGGCUCUGGAUCUACUAAAGAAACAAAUACCGAUGAGGAAGAAGACUCUACUAAAAAUGAUGAGCAAGCUACGCAGAUUCUGGAUCCGCUGGAUAAGGCGAAGGAAGAGGUGGAAAACGAAGACUUGGAAGACAAGUUUGCACCAGAGGAGUUCAUGUCGUCUCAAGCGACCGUGGUGUUGCAAUAUGCCAUCGAUAAUGACGAAGAUGCUAACGCUUUCGAGUACGAUGGCAUGGCAUCUCCCAGAUCAGUCGUCCACGAGCACGAUGGCCAUACAAGCAACGGGGAGCAAACUGACUUGGCAGACGAUCUGACUUUGCCUGAAGAGGGAAUUGAAGUAGCAGCCACCCCACAGAAAAAAUCGUUGUCACAGAAAGAUAAUGCGGGCUUCAAGACCCCUUCACCGUCCGCACAUGCGUCAACACCAGGCACGGAAAAGAGAGCGGAGGAGACGCCAACCAUAUCGACGGGAUCGCAAGAAACCCCGGCUCGUGAUACGAAUUGUCCUGUUUCCCCUCCAAGCUCCAAAGACCCUGUUUUACCAACAGAUCCUGCAGGUCAACUGUCUCCCGUUAAAAGUCCAUCGAAGCUCGUCAUCUCGGUUGGAUCUGCUGGUCGUAGUUCACACCGACCAAGUCAUACUGGAUUCUCCUCUGCUGGUUCUAAGCGACGUCACCUACAAACUAACUCCGAGGACCCAUCGCCUGCGACUAGCUCUGAACAAGACAGUGCGUUGGAUUCCAAUGUACACAACGUUGCACAAUCGCGCAGUACACAAAAGCGUCGUCGACGAGAUAUCCUCUCGACGCAAGAAGCUAACGAGGCUGGAUCGCAAUCUCCUCAAUUCGAGCAACCUGCUGCGCCAGUGUUACCACGACGACGACUUCAAGCUGACUGCGGGACUGUCGUCACGGAUAGCUAUUCACUCGGUGCGCUGUGGCGUUCGCUGGGCUCAAAUGCACGGGAUCAGCCCAACGAAAACACUCAGAUGCGAUCAGGACAGCCUCGUCGCGCUUGGAAACGAUACGAGAACCUUUUCCCACCACUGAACAUGACCCGAUUGAAGCAGAUGAUGGCAGAAGCCAACCACAAGUAAACGCUAGGUAUGACAUCAACAACUUAGCAUCGUUCUGAAUUACGGCUGUGGCUACAGUUAAAGCUCCCUAAAUUACUCUCUCUCUCUCUCUCUCUUCAAGUCUCAUUUUCAGUACUCUGCUCUGCCAUCGAGAGCGUAUUCACCAUGCUAGGGUGCGCGAAUCCCGCCGUAUGAAAAGCUUGGAAAGAUUCUCCGUAAGCGCGCUGGAACUGUUCGUAGACGUCGUCAUCGAUGCACACAAAGGCAAUUCUGGUGUUCCAACGUGGACGCAGGCGAAUCAAAUCGCGAAUAGCACUGAGCGCAAUGUCUGCAGCGCGAGGCACGGGAAAACGAUAGAGUCCCGUCGAGACGGAAGCCACAGCGGCACACCUGAUGUCAUGACUGUCCAUUGCUAGUAACGCGUGCACAUAUGUCUUGUACAGCAGACUUUCCAAGCUGGCAACACCUCCUGUAGGCCCC